AUGAGUCAGACAGAGACAAUAGAUGACAAGAGAAAGAAAAAAUAUAGCAGGGCAGGGUGUAUUGUAACAGGAUGUGUAGACACUACUAUGGAAGAUGACAAGUGUAAGGUGGGGCCCCUUGCUGUUGUUCUGGCAGAAAACAUUGUUGAGGCUGCACUGCUAGGCAUCAAUGUUGAUGAGAUCAUGAAGCAUAAGCAAAGGUCAACAGCACAAACUCAGACCAAUGAUGGUGGCAAUAACAUAGGCCAAAUAAUAGAUGACUAUCUCAGACCAUCUGCAAUUGCAUGUCACAUUGUGAAUGGUGUGACAUGUACAGUCCAAACACUGGGAACCACACUGAGCACAACCUCAAGGGGCUUCAAACCAGUCUCUAGGAUAGUAAUGCCAGGAGAAUAUCUUGAAACUGAGCAAAAGGAACUUUAA
Suillus subaureus is the source of this 423-nucleotide messenger RNA. RefSeq lists its product as uncharacterized. NCBI's taxonomy places the organism in Eukaryota, Fungi, Basidiomycota, Agaricomycetes, Boletales, Suillaceae. The record is from RefSeq and is a predicted model, not a curated record. Bases 1 to 423 code for a protein of 140 amino acids. The transcript is spliced from 5 exons.